Haliotis rubra (blacklip abalone) is the source of this 1269-nucleotide messenger RNA. RefSeq names its product probable serine/threonine-protein kinase DDB_G0275165. Bases 1 to 1269 code for a protein of 422 amino acids. Gene Ontology annotation, cellular component: cytoplasm. Gene Ontology annotation, molecular function: protein kinase activity; ATP binding. Lineage: Eukaryota; Metazoa; Mollusca; Gastropoda; Lepetellida; Haliotidae. The transcript has a single exon. The record is from RefSeq and is a predicted model, not a curated record. Gene Ontology annotation, biological process: protein phosphorylation; signal transduction.
AUGAUCCACUACCAGGUCGAGCAAGAUGGACUCUCGGAAAUUGUAAUCGGAUCUGGGUCCUUCGGGGAGGUAUAUGCUGCUACCCUGACGGUGUCCCCUUACCUCAGCAGAGAUGUGGUGGUAAAGGAACCCUAUACAGACAAGGCAACACUGGACUCCAUCGUUAAUGAGGCAAAGAUCACCAUGUACCUCGAGUCCACAGGCUGCGUCCCCAUCUGUUACGGGCUAUUGAAGAACGAGGAGGACGGCUACGGCAUUGUGAUGGAGUAUGUUGGUUCCGGCCAAACCCUCUAUGAUAUCAUGUGCGAGUCAGACAUGCCCAGAUUAAUUUGGCUGAAUAUUGUGUGCCAGCUUUCCAGUGGACUGAACAAGAUCCACAAGAAAGACGUUCUCAUCAAUGACAUCAAGUCAGACAACAUUCUAGUGGACAUGUCUGGAACACUGCCCGUGGUCAAGUUCUGUGACAUGGGAACAGCCUCAUACAAAUCAGGAGUGCAUUACAAAGGGGCCAUGGAGGGGUGCGUGCAUCUAGCUCCAGAGGCGUGUGCCCAUGCUGAGACAACCCCAGCAUGUGAUGUAUUCAGUUUAGGACGAGUCCUGAAGAAGAUACAUGGAGUCUCCCACAUCUCAGCCUUGUUGGCCGUCUCUGACAUGUGUAUGGCUGAGAAUCCAGCUGACCGCCCCACCCUCUCCACAGUAGUCCAGCGGCUGCAGGACGAGUACACAAAGGAGGUUCUGUUUCCGACUCUAACACUAACAGUGCCGUCACAUAGAUACCUUGAGUCCAGUGAUGAAGAAUCAGAGGAAGAAUCUACCGGACAUGUAGGUGUUAAUACACCUAUCAACGUAGACACAUCGAGUCCAAGCUCCCCUGAAGUCAAUGGUGCUGUGUCAAGUGAUACUGAAUCUCGCAGGGACAACCUGAGAAGCACCAGGAGCGGUGAAGUUUCACCAUCAAAUAACAAGGACCCAGCCAUGAUGCUGAGUGUAAAAGAGACAGAUACUUCAUUAGGUUUUGUAAAUUGGGCUGAAACUAAGGACAGCGUGUCCAUUUCCAAGAAUCACACGUUGUGCAGACAUGACUCUGUAUCCUCCUACGGACAUGCCACAGACGCCAGGAAUAUGGACACAGGCAUUGUAUUCUCUACUGAGACCAAACACAUCUCGGCUGCGACUUCAAAGCCUACACAAGAUGGAAGUUCAAGUCCGAUAAACAAUACUGAUGCUCAAAGUCUGCACAAGAUGGAAAUUGACAAUGGAUGCUGCUAA